Messenger RNA from Mytilus trossulus (common blue mussel), 943 nucleotides. RefSeq lists its product as uncharacterized. The record is from RefSeq and is a predicted model, not a curated record. NCBI's taxonomy places the organism in Eukaryota, Metazoa, Mollusca, Bivalvia, Mytilida, Mytilidae. The transcript has 2 exons. The coding region runs from base 139 to 576 and encodes 145 amino acids.
AUGAAAGUAGAAAUAGACACCCGUGAUUAAGAUAUUCCGAAUAAUCCAGUCGUCCCAAAUCCUCUCACUACGACUCCAUCCCCUGUUGAUAACAUUGACCGUAUUUAAAGAAGGCGUUGAAUUAUUCGAGUAUUCAUCAUGGGGAACACAGCUUCCGAUUAUGGCUCUACGGGAAGAAUUACUGAAAUGAGACCGUCUGAGUUACGAUUUACUCAUGAUAGUGUUAGCUGUAAUUUCCAGGAUGGACAUUCAAUGGACGAAACAUUACGUAUGGUUUUAAAUGGAUCUAUUCCAAUUUCAAGAAUACCACCACUAGUUGUUAUGAACUAUCAAGGGUCGUGGUAUGUUGUCAGAGGUAACCGCAGGUUAUAUCUUUAUCAAUUAUUGGAAAGGAAUGGAAAGCUACAAUAUGUGAAAGUCCUACAACAGAACUUUGACAACAGCGUGUUUAAGAAACAGUUUACAUCCAAGAACAAUGGCCGAUCAAUUCGUCUGCGAGGAGAUCCAAAUAUGGAACACAGAUUGAACGAAAUUAUCAGAGAAAAUAGUAACACAGGCUGGUGUGUUGUCAUGUGAUUGGAUCUUCUCACUUUUUCACAACCGGUGUUAACUUCUGUGAUUGGCACACUACUGUAGGCUAGUAGAUUUGUUAAGAUACGCAUGUUAUUUGCGAAUUUGACAAUAAUUCGAGUUCAGCAUUAUUUAUUUUUCGAUAAAGAAUUGUUUAAUGAAAAAAUCUUUGAUAUUUAUAGCCAGGAAAAAAUAAAAUACCGUACUCCAAGGAAAAUUUAGAAGGGAGAGUCUGUAACAAACGACAAAAUCAACGCUAUCAACCAACGGUUCGAGUGGGUAAGGAAACUCACACAAAAAACGCCUUCUCUUACAUACAUGAAACAAUCUAAGUAUUCAUCACCAGAAAUGCGUUUCCGAUGACGAUUCCGAC